Molecule: messenger RNA, 2434 nt
Organism: Centropristis striata (black sea bass)
Lineage: Eukaryota; Metazoa; Chordata; Actinopteri; Perciformes; Serranidae
Gene: ccdc62
Product: coiled-coil domain containing 62
Exons: 13
Coding region: 344-1867 (507 amino acids)
Source: RefSeq, a predicted model, not a curated record
CAAAAGUUAAGCUAACGUUAGCUAGCUAGCCAUUUAAGUUUUUUAGACACAUUUAGGUAUAAGGUAUACCGUUUUUAAAACUACUUUUUGGGUUUAUUGUUAAAUUACAUACGCGUUAAAGUUGUUCAGCCUGUUUAUCUGUGUUUAAGUUAACUUUAGAAGAUACUUUAAGAGACGGAAAGUUAGUCUUACUAACUUAAGCUAGCUAGCUAAGAGGCGUGAGCCUUAAAAGAUGCUAACAACAACAACAACAAUGAAGGUAACAUAACAUAGAGAGGUACUGGAGAAAAAGCCCGAAGGAACAUGGUAUAAUAUUAGUAUUUCAUCAUUUAGUUAUGAUGUGAUGGAGGAAGAGAAUGGAAGAGCCUCAGCUUGUUUCUCCUGGUCAAAUGAUACUUCAGCUGAGCUCUGGCACAGCACCCCAGUUAAACAGAAAAAUCAUGCUGCUUCAAUGGAUGUUGGCCAACUGUCUGACCUAAGCAGCUUCAAGAUGGACAGCACAACGAAGAAGUGGGCCAGAAGUACACCGUCCAUUUCUGCAGACACCAUCAGUCCCCCAAACUCACAGGACACUGAGUUUCCUGUGAAUGACCCGAGUGGCUCCACCAUCCAGAGGCAGAGGAGGGAGCUCCAGCUGCUGAUGGCCGAGCUGAAGGACCGCGACAGGGAACUAAACAACAUGGCCGCCUCCCAUCACCAGCAGCUUCACACCUGGGAACAAGACCGCCAGAGGGUGCUCACCCUGGAGCAGAGGUGUGCCCGCUUGGAUGAUGAGUUGCAGAAACGUAACGAGGUGAUCAGAGUCCUGACUAAACGAGUGUGGACGGUGGAAACCAGGGAGGUGGAGGUCCAGAAGGAGCUCGGUGCAGCCCGACAGCAGCUCUGUGAGCUGGAACAGAAACAGCAGGACAUCAGCCAAACAUGUCAAGACUUUGAGGAGAAGAACCAGAGUCUGAACUCCACGCUCAUGGCUCUGUCCACCCAGGUCGGCUCUCUGCAGGUCAGAGAGGAAGAACUGAGCUCCAUGCUCAAACUCAAGGAUAAAGACGUGGCGGAGGCCUCGGGUCAUGUGGUCGACCUCACCGGGCGUCUACGACAUCUGGAGACGUCGCUGACGGAGAGUCGCUCACGAGAAAACAAACUCCUGAGAGACGCUGAGGAGAAUAAACGCCGCCACAGAGAAACCAGACAUGAGAUCACACACCUGAAAGAGGAGUUGCAGCAGCAGGUAACUCAGAGCAGCACUCAGAGAGAAGAGAUCAUCCGUCUCAAACAGGAGCUGCAGCUGCUGCGCAGAGAUCUGGCCUUGUCAGGAGAGGGAGACAGCUGGAGAGACGAGCUGCUGGAACUGGCUCGCUCCAAACAGGAACGCACCAUGUCAGAGCUCUGCUGCCUGCGACAGGUUUGUGUGAAUCAGAGGAAUGACCUGCAGCUUCUGCAGCUGAACCUGGAAAGUGCUCGUGAAACCCUGAGAGAGAAGAGCAAUCAGAGGUUAUCUGGAAGUCCUGAGGAGUUGAGAUGUGUCUGUCCUUCAUCACUCAGAGUGAACUCCAGACUUCUACAUGACGCUGCUUCUCCUCCAGCAGCCAAUCAGCACGCUGCAGCCAACGGCGACCUGGGAGUCUUCUCAGCACUCUCUAUUGAUGGUGAUGAUCCUCUGUCCAGCUGUUCUCUGCAGCAGCUGCUGGACGAGUCCAGACAGCUAACCUGCAGCACAAGACGCCACAGCUCCACAAACAGUAACAGAGUCCCCACUGUGAGCUCUCAUACACCCCUACGCCACCACCAAACUACCCCAACACACCAGGCCGGUGAAACUCCACCCAGAGGCUGCCCUCAACACCAGCCAGCCAUGUGGACCACAUGACACUCACUGAAGAUUUUAUUUUAUUUCCUUUCUUUGUGGAAACUUCAGUAUUUACCAAAGUUUACAAAUCAGUGUUACUACAGAGACCGGGUGAAGCUUGAAGCGUCUCAGGGAAAUAAAAAUACAUUUAUGUCAUGAGUUUGUAACCUUUUUAUAUACUUCUUAAUUUUUCAUUUUAGUGCCAGCGCAUUACUCUUUAAACAUAACAUGUAUUUGUGUUUUUUAAAUCCCUGUUUUAGAUUUUAAAGGCUGCAUUGUGAUCAGUGGGUGAGAUGUGAAACCAGUCCUACAGGCUGUUGAGUGGUGUGUCCUUGUAUUGUCUUUCCAGUUUCACUGGCUGCAGAUUCACCUGGUGACUCAAGAGGAAAUCACUAAAGCUGUUUAUAGUUCAUUCAAUUUGUAACUUACUCAUCUAGUUUUUAUUAAAAAAAUACAUAUUUAUAUUUAAACUACAUGUCAGAGGUGUUUUAUUGCUUAUGAAACAGUUUUGGAACGCGUUUUUACGCAUUUGGUGCGCUUUUACGCACAACGAGAAACAGCUUUGUUUACGUUUAGACCAGCUUUGUU